Messenger RNA from Sorex araneus (European shrew), 957 nucleotides. RefSeq names its product phosphoribosyl pyrophosphate synthetase 1 like 1 (gene PRPS1L1). The record is from RefSeq and is a predicted model, not a curated record. Gene Ontology annotation, cellular component: ribose phosphate diphosphokinase complex; cytoplasm. Lineage: Eukaryota; Metazoa; Chordata; Mammalia; Eulipotyphla; Soricidae. Gene Ontology annotation, biological process: 5-phosphoribose 1-diphosphate biosynthetic process; ribonucleoside monophosphate biosynthetic process; purine nucleotide biosynthetic process. Bases 1 to 957 code for a protein of 318 amino acids. The transcript has a single exon. Gene Ontology annotation, molecular function: magnesium ion binding; ATP binding; ribose phosphate diphosphokinase activity.
AUGCCAAACAUCAAGCUCUUCACUGGCAGCUCCCACCAGGACUUGGGUCAGAAGAUUGCUGACCACCUGGGCCUCGAGCUCGGCAAGGUGGUGACGAAGAAAUUCAGCAACCAGGAGACGAGCGUGGAAAUAGGCGAGAGCGUGCGCGGCGAAGACGUGUACAUCGUGCAGAGCGGCUGCGGCGAGAUCAACGACAACCUCAUGGAGCUCCUGAUCAUGAUCAACGCCUGCAAGACGGCGUCGGCGCACCGGCUCACGGCCGUCAUGCCCUGCUUCCCGUACGCGCGGCAGGACAAGAAGGACAAGAGCCGGGCCCCCAUCUCGGCCAAGCUGGUGGCCAACAUGCUGUCCAUCGCGGGCGCCGACCACAUCAUCACCAUGGACCUGCACGCCUCUCAGAUCCAGGGCUUCUUCGACAUCCCCGUGGACAACCUGUACGCGGAGCCCGCCGUCCUGAAGUGGAUCCGGGAGAACAUUUCCCAGUGGAGGAACUGCACGGUCGUGUCCCCAGAUGCGGGGGGCGCUAAGAGGGUCACCUCCAUUGCGGACCGCUUGAACGUAGACUUCGCCUUGAUCCACAAAGAACGGAAGAAGGCCAACGAGGUGGAUCGCAUGGUGCUGGUGGGAGACGUGAAGGACCGGGUGGCCAUCCUGGUGGACGACAUGGCUGACACCUGCGGCACCAUCUGCCACGCCGCCGACAAGCUCGUCUCGGCGGGAGCCACCAAAGUUUAUGCCAUCCUGACUCACGGCAUCUUCUCGGGCCCGGCCAUCACUUGCAUCAACAACGCCUGCUUCGAAGCGGUCGUGGUCACCAAUACCAUCCCUCAGGAGGAUAAGAUGAAGCAUUGCCCCAAAAUACAGGUCAUCGACAUCUCCAUGAUCCUGGCCGAAGCCAUCAGGAGAACUCACAAUGGCGAGUCUGUUUCUUACCUGUUCAGCCACGUCCCUUUAUAA